CUUGCUUUGAUCAACGUCAUGGCCUGGCCAUGAAUUUAAAGCUGAAGCACUUGUGAAACCUGUGGUUCUACUGAUUCCAAUCAUUAUUCUCGCCAAAGCUCGAAGACGCUGAGCAUUUGUUGCAUGCCAUGAUUGGCGUGUGGGGACUUGUCUUGACGCCUCUGCUCACCCUUGCUCAAGCGCAGCUACCCGCAUACAACGGUCGAUAUGGCGUGGGCUACGUGACCAUUGAGGUUCCCGUCUCUGAUCCUAGGAAUACUAGCAACUAUACAAUCUCUUCGACGGGACAGCCCGCAUUUCAACUCGAGACAGUCCUGUUCUCGGCCUAUUAUCCGUCUAGCAAAAACAACGAAUCCACAAAGGCGAGCCCACCGUGGCUCCAAAACAUCGACCUGAUCUCUCUUGGUAUCGCCGAAAGCACAAAUGGGUCCGUGACUGCACAAGUUGUUAAAAUCGGGCUCGAAGCGCUGGCCGGUAGCGCUGUGAUACCCGCUUUCACCGACGUUCCCAUUGUCAACGCGACUGGUUAUCCAGUUUUCAUAUUUUCCCAUGGAGACACGACUCUACCGGAGUGGUAUUCGCAUUACCUUGGAUCUAUUGCCGCGGAUGGCAAUGUCGUCGUUGCAAUCACGCACCGAGAUGGAAGCAAUGCAGGAUCUGUCGUGGAGAUCAAGGGUCAGCCGCCAAAGAACGUGACUUAUAUCUUGCCAGAUCAAUUGAGACCACCCGUGAACGCGACUGGUCUGGCGAUGCUUCAGCGGGCCUUCAGGCAGGCUGAAGUCGAAGAAACGGUGCGCGUCCUAAAAGCAAUCAACGACGGUCAGGGUGUGGACGUAUACCAGAGCAAUUCCCGAGGCGAUGGACAGACCCUUGCUAAUUGGAAGGGUCGACUGGAUUUUGAUAAAUUGGUCAUUGGCGGCCAUUCAUUUGGUGCCACCUCUGCUUUGGAUACAAUACAGUCGCGCCAAGUUUCAAACAGUACUGUACGUGCUGGACUAACACUAGACCCAGGCAAGGAAAGUGGACCGCUAUCCACCAAUGUCCAGGUGCCAAUUUUGAUCCCCGAUUCGGAAGCUUGGUCAAGCCAGCCUUCAGUCUUAUUCGGCAAGGAUUUCUUCACCGUCGUCAAGACCAUAGCUGAGACUUCACUGAAUGCUACCAACGCCGGCUGGUUCAUGACUCUACUCGGCACCGCACAUAGCUCAAUCACCGAUGCCGGUUUGAUUGCUGGUAGCUCUUUGUUGUCGCUGUUCGACAGUACCGCAGCAAACGCCACAUUGGAUCCUGCAACCGCCCUUGCUAAAUACGUUAACGUAUCCCUCGAGUUCUUCAACUAUUUGAAAAAUGGCACUGUAUCCGACAUACUCGCCAUAAACGUCACAGAUCCAACGUACUCGAUUCGUCCGCCAAAUAGCUCAACUCCAGGAAACGAGACAAGCUUCUGGGAAAUCCACGUUGCUCCCAUCUCAAACGCAACGGGUACUUCCACCGUUUCCUCUCCAGGAGCCUCUAGCACAAAGAAAUCAACUGCCAACCGUGAACUGGUGGCAAGCACAGGUAACUUUGUAUUUAUAGCUACAAUGUUGGUUAUCGCUAUGUCAGUAUAGGGAGUAAUACAUGUUGACUUUGUUUUUUCCGUCGAUCAUAUUCAAGGUAGAAUUUCCAUGAGACACUGUUUGCGUGACUCCAAAGGAGCUAUAUGACCUGCUUUCUCUCUUGUUU
Molecule: messenger RNA, 1722 nt
Organism: Verruconis gallopava
Lineage: Eukaryota; Fungi; Ascomycota; Dothideomycetes; Venturiales; Sympoventuriaceae
Exons: 5
Coding region: 129-1607 (492 amino acids)
Molecular function (GO): 1-alkyl-2-acetylglycerophosphocholine esterase activity
Source: RefSeq, a predicted model, not a curated record